This is a messenger RNA of Arvicanthis niloticus (Nile rat), 2846 nucleotides long. Lineage: Eukaryota; Metazoa; Chordata; Mammalia; Rodentia; Muridae. The record is from RefSeq and is a predicted model, not a curated record.
CAAGAGUUAUACCCUGACUGUAAUUGGAGAAGCCAGUGGUGCUGCUGGUGUUUUUCGGAGGCAGUUCAAGUUGAAUCAUUAAUUCUGCUAAGGUGUAAACUUCCAAGAUGUCAAAAACAAACAAAUCCAAGUCUGGGUCUCGCUCUUCUCGCUCAAGAUCUGCUUCCAGAUCUUGGUCUCGUUCGUUUUCAAAGUCUCUGUCCCGAAGCCGAUCUGGAUCUGUCUCUCGUUCAAGGAAGUGCAGGCUGAGUUCUAGGUCUCGUUCCAGAUCAUAUUCUCCAGCUCAUAACAGAGAAAGGAAUCACCCUAGAGUGUAUCACAAUCAAGAUUUCCGAGGUCACAACAGAGGCUACAAGGGCCAGUAUAACUGAGGUGGCUAUGGAAACUACCGUUCCAAUUGGCAGAACUACCGGCAAGCAUACAGCCCUCGUCAGGGCCGUUCUCGAUCCUGGUCCCCAAAGAGAAGGUCCCCUUCACCACGGUCCAGGAGCCACUCUAGGAACUCUGAUAAGUCAUCCUCUGACAGGUCAAGACGCUCCUCAUCUUCCCGGUCGUCCUCCAACCACAGCAGAGUUGAGUCAUCUAAGCGAAAGUCUACAAAAGAGAAAAAGUCCUCUUCCAAGGAUAGCCGGCCCUCUCAGGCAGCUGGUGAUAACCAGGGAGACGAGGCUAAGGAGUAGACAUUCUCUGGAGGCGCCUCUCAAGAUAUAAAAGGGUCUGAGAGCUCAAAGCCAUGGCCAGAUGCCACCACCUACGGCACUGGUUCUGCAUCACGGGCCUCAGUUUCAGAUCUGAGUCCCCGGGAGAGAAGCCCAGCUCUCAAAAGUCCCCUCCAGUCUGUGGUGGUUAGGCGAAGGUCCCCACGCCCUAGCCCUGUGCCAAAACCUAGUCCUCCACUUUCUAAUGCAUCCCAGAUGGGCUCAGGUGGUGCUGGAUAUCAAUCUGGAGCACAUCAAGGUCAGUUCGACCAUGGCUCUGGGUUUUUGAGUCCAUCCAAAAAGAGUCCUGUGGGUAAGAGUCCAUCAGCCACUGGCUCUGCAUAUGGUUCAUCUCAGAAAGAAGAGAGCGCUGUUUCGGGGGGAGCAGCAUACUCAAAAAGGUAUCUGGAAGAGCAGAAGACAGAGAAUGGAAAGGAUAAGGAGCAGAAACAAACAAAUGCUGAGAAGGAGAAGCUGAAGGAGAAAGGGGGCUUCUCUGAUGCUGAUGUCAAAAUGAAAUCUGAUCCAUUUGCUCCCAAGUCGGACACUGAGAAGCCCUUCCAAGGCAGCCAGUCACCCAAAAGGUAUAAGUUCCGGGAUGACUUUGAGAAAAAGAUGGCUGACUCCCACAAGGAGGAGAUGGAUGAGCAAGAUAAGGACAAAAGUAAGGGAAGGAAGGAACCAGAGUUUGAUGAUGAGCCCAAGUUUAUGUCUAAAGUCAUAGCCAGUGCGAGCAAAAACCAGGAGGAAGAGAAGCCAGGCAAGUGGGAGAGCCUGCAUGCAGGGAAGGAAAAGCAGAGGAAAGCAGAGGAGCUGGAGGAGAAGCCUUUCACAGAGAUAUCCCGAAAGGAGGAGUGUGGAGGGUCCAAGAGGAGCGACAGUGGACACCGGGGCUUUGUGCCAGAAAAGAAUUUCCGGGUGAUUGCAUACAAGGCAGUCCAGGAGAAAAGUUCAUCACUUCCCCCAAGGAAGACCUCUGAGAGCCGUUACACUGGAAACAAAGGAGACUUUUCCUCAGGGAAGUCUUCCUUUUCCAUUACUCGGGAGGCACAGGUCAAUGUCCGGAUGGACUCCUUCGAUGAGGACCUUGCACGACCCAGUGGCUUAUUGGCUCAGGAACGAAAGCUUUGUCUGGAUCUAGUCCAUAGCAACGAAAAGGAGCAGGAAUUCCGGUCCAUUUUCCAGCACAUACAGUCAGCUCAGUCUCAGCGUAGCCCAUCAGAAUUGUUUGCCCAGCACAUAGUGACCAUUGUUCAUCAUGUUAAAGAGCAUCACUUUGGAUCCUCUGGAAUGACAUUGCAUGAACGCUUUACUAAAUACCUAAAAAGAGGAAAUGAACAAGAAGCAGCUAAAAAUAAGAAAAGCCCAGAGAUACACAGGAGGAUAGACAUUUCCCCCAGUCCAUUCAGAAAGCAUGGUUUGACUCAUGAGGAAUUGAAAAGUCCACGAGAACCUGGCUACAAGGCUGAGGGAAAAUACAAAGAUGAUCCUGUUGAUCUUCGUCUUGAUAUUGAACAUAGUAAAAAACAUAAGGAGAGAGAUCUUAAGCGUGGUAAAUCAAAAGAGUCGGUGGAUUCCAGAGACUCUAGCCACUCAAGAGAAAGGUCAACUGAAAAGACAGAGAAAACCCACAAAGGAUCAAAGAAGCAGAAGAAGCACCGCAGAGCAAGAGACCGGUCUAGGUCGUUCUCCUUCUCUUCCCAGUCAUCUCACUCCUACAAAGCAGAGGAGUACCCUGAGGAAGCAGAGGAGAGGGAGGAGAGCACCUCAGGUUUUGACAAAUCCAGAUUGGGGACCAAAGACUUUGUGGGUCCGAAUGAAAGAGGCGGCAGAGCUCGGGGAACCUUUCAGUUUCGAGCAAGAGGGAGAGGUUGGGGCAGAGGAAACUAUUUUGGUAACAACAACAACAACAACAACAGCAACAAUGAUUUUCAAAAGAGAAGCCUGGAAGAAGAGUGGGAUCCAGAGUAUACACCCAAGAGCAAGAACUAUUACUUGCACGAUGACCGGGAAGGCGAGGGCAGCGACAAAAAAAAAAAAAAAAAAAAAAAAAAAAACCUCCAAAAACAAUCCAAACAAUCCAACCCUCUUCCUCAUAAUGCAGGAUUUUGUCCUAGGAAGCUAUCACUCUGCAGGGACAUUUACUGA